GGAACAGUCAAGUUUAAGUUUCCCAUAGCCCAGAAUUAAAUGGGCAGCGUUCGAACCCAACUUAACAACCUCAACACCAACCCUUCGACCGCUGUAAAUCGCUCCCAUCAUCGCCGGACUGAAGACGCCAACGCGGCAAUCAUGAGCCAUACGGCAUCUCAAACAUGGUUGUCAACCGAAACAAGAGAAUUCGAAGCCUGGGUGAGGGUCCGGAAUACGAUGAUGUACGUCGCGCCAAAAUCCCCCUUUACGCCAAGGACCUUUGGGGCAUGGAUUUCCCAUAGGCUCGCGUGGAUGGAGGAGAAGCAUAGUCGUCUUUUACGCCAAGCUCUCAGAAGAGCGAUUGAAAGGGGACGGUGCGAGCCGGUCCAAGUGGGUCCGGUCCUUGGAGGAAAGAAGUUACCAGACGGGCUGGCCUUGGUUCUCGCCAGAGAGACCAUUUGGGUGCCUCGGAGGGCCUAUCCCAGUAUUCGUGACUUGGCACCUUGGCCUAGCUACGAGGAGUUCAAGCACGAGGGCGAUGACCGGAGCAAAUCUGGCUAUUGUCGAUUUCCUCCAUUGCCCCGUGGCCAUGGGAACGAGACCGUCAACUGGAAACAGCGUAUGCCAGUAAAGCAGCAUCGAUUCGACGAAGUCGGCCGACCGGCCUUAGGCGCAGGGAGUGUCCGCCUUCAGUAUCUUGAAGGUGAGAUCCUGAGGCUUGUUGGUAACGCGUUAUUGGCCGAACUGGGCUGGUUGAAACGGUCAUAUUACUGCAUGGAGGAGAUUGACAGUGGAGGGUUCGAAUGGUUGUAGGAAUGGAGGCAGAAACAGAGAACUUUUCUCAGAGCACAGAAUAUCUUCCUAACCUGAAGAAUAUCUCUCACCGCCACUCCAAUAUUCUGUCCGCGGAAUAAUAAGGAGUUGCCCUGGAAUAGAACGAAAAAGACCGUAAAUAUCCUGUGCAUUUGUUCGUACGGAUGGUGGUUUCACAGUUUGAACCUUAAGGGCUUUUUUUUCAAAACAUUUUGUGAGAAGCGUUGGGAAGUUUCGACGAUUUCAUCUCCAUUUUCUCAGCAGGGACGUCGGAAGUUUAGCAGUGUCCAGCCAGGUUUUUUGGUGAAAUUUAUCAUGUUUACUUGCAGUAAAUCAACUUAUUCCGUGUUACUCCAUAGCCUUCCUGGUCAGAGUGGCCUUUCCAAAUAGUGUUGAAGCGCUCGACAAAGGGAACCCCAUCUCAAU
Molecule: messenger RNA, 1221 nt
Organism: Blastomyces dermatitidis ER-3
Lineage: Eukaryota; Fungi; Ascomycota; Eurotiomycetes; Onygenales; Ajellomycetaceae
Exons: 2
Coding region: 40-795 (251 amino acids)
Source: RefSeq, a predicted model, not a curated record